Eimeria mitis is the source of this 789-nucleotide messenger RNA. RefSeq names its product SAG family member. The transcript has 4 exons. Bases 1 to 789 code for a protein of 262 amino acids. The record is from RefSeq and is a predicted model, not a curated record. Lineage: Eukaryota; Apicomplexa; Conoidasida; Eucoccidiorida; Eimeriidae.
AUGGCGCCUCUCGCGCUCCUCUCCGUCGUCAGCGCCUCGAUCCUGUCGUUGGUUAGAGCCAGCGAAGAUGAUGUUACCAUAACUUACACGGCAAAACUCGGAGAGGAGGGUGCAUGUCUCACAGAUAUUAAUGCCGCUCGCGCAAAAGUUGGUUUCAGUGAACUAACGAAACCCACAACCGGAGAGACAGACAAAAAGCUGCCUGAAGGCCCUGCUGCCGAAACCGCCGCUACGGGUGAUUGGCUGUCUCUAUGCAAGGCCUUGAUACCGGAAGAAAUUCUCGAGAAAGCUUUGGGAAGUGACGUUGAGACACCUAAGUUCGGCAGCGGCACAUACGCGUUUAAGACGCUCACAUCGGAGACCCCAAACUGCGCGGAUAUAGUGGACGGAUGGAAUGCAGCGUACAAAAACUUCAGCGACCUGCCCCCGCCAAAUGACAAUUCCACCACAAUAUACGAUGAUAGAGAUAAUGUAUCGUUCGUGGCCAUAUAUAACCCAUCACCCGCCGCCACUGCGGACUGCCGAGUUGUCACCUGCGCCCAAAAAACUACAACGGCCGGCGGCGAGCAACGAAUGCGCUCCACGGGGGACGGGCAGAGCAAGCUCGGCUAUGCUUUGGUUUGCAUGACGACGCCUGAUGUGCUGACAGCGGGCGAGAAUGCUGCUCCAUUUACAGAAGAGCAAUGGGGGAAGAUCGUCAGUGCCUUCACAGGCUCCGCCUCGACUGUAUUGCCCAGUCUGUUUGGUCUCACUGCAACGGCAGUCGCCAUUGGUGUGACGUUGUUGUGA